This is a messenger RNA of Salvia splendens (bonfire salvia), 636 nucleotides long. Its product is annotated as calmodulin-like protein 7. The coding region runs from base 91 to 555 and encodes 154 amino acids. The transcript has a single exon. The record is from RefSeq and is a predicted model, not a curated record. Gene Ontology annotation, molecular function: calcium ion binding. Lineage: Eukaryota; Viridiplantae; Streptophyta; Magnoliopsida; Lamiales; Lamiaceae.
UAUAAAAAAUCCCCAAUUCCAUCCCUUUUAAUUCGAUCACCAUCAAAAAACCAUCCACACGCACACAUCCCAUCCCAUCCCAUCUGAUCAAUGGAUGCGGCGGAGCUGCGGCGCGUGUUCAGCAUGUUCGACCGCAACAACGACGGCACGAUUAGCCGGAAGGAGCUGAGCGAGUCGAUGGAGAAGCUGGGGAUCCACAUCCCGGAGAAGGAGCUGUCGCAGAUGAUCGACAAGAUCGACGCCAACGGCGACGGCUGCCUCGACGUGGAUGAAUUCGGAGAGCUCUACGCCGCGAUCAUGGAGGACGAGGGCCGAGGGGACGAGGACGAGGACAUGCGCGAGGCAUUCAACGUCUUUGAUCAAAACGGCGACGGAUUCAUCACCGUGGAGGAGCUCCGCGCCGUGCUGUCGUCGCUCGGGCUCAAGCAGGGCCGCACUAUUGAAGAUUGCAAGCAGAUGAUCAUGAAGGUCGACGUGGACGGCGACGGCAGGGUUAACUAUGAUGAGUUCCGCCAGAUGAUGAAGGGCGGAGGCUUUGCCGCUUUGACUAGUUAAAUUUCUUCUCCUUCCUUCAUUAACAUGCAAAAACCAAACCAAUUUUUUUUUUAAAUUUUACUACUAGUAUUUUCUUUUUAA